AUCACCAAUGAAGCCGAUCAUUCCACUCAAAACACCCUUUUCCAAAACUUUCAGAGAAAGCAAUCCUUCUUCUUCAUAAUUACUAGAUUUGAAACAGUCGAUAUGGCACUAAUUGUGCGCUGGUACGAUUUUAUCUGUUUUGGCAUUGUUGCGGCUGCUUUCGUUGGCUCCUUGUGGAUGCUGUGGAGGAAGGAGGCUUCAUCCAGAUGCGAUGACAACACGGUGUACGAGAGUCUGCUCAUGGCUCGCCCGGACACUGAUGGGUUCGUGCGUUCCACGCCUUUGGCUCACGUUGGCUCCUCCCAACUGUGGACCAGUUGUUGGAAAGGCGUGCAUCCCGGAUGGCUUCUGCUGACCCGGUUCGUGUCAUGUGUAGCCAUGGCCGGAUUCCUCUCGUGGGACAUCCUAGAUUGGGAUGCAUCUAUUUUCCUUUACUACACCGAGUGGACAUUUACAUUGGUUAUGGUGUAUUUUGCGCUGGGAACCGUUGUAUCUGCUUAUGGAUGUUGGGUGUACUCAAAGGAAACUCCUGAAAAUGGUAUAAGGGAUGCGGAAGAGGGUAGCAUGGUAGCCUCUGUGACUUAUGGUGAAAAAGAAGUCCGAGGUAAAAUUAAGUUACAAAGUCAUUAUACUGAGGAGGUGAUUCAGCAAAGAGCUGGAUUUUAUGGAUAUCUUUUGCAAAUUGUAUAUCAGACUUGUGGAGGUGCUGUUGUAAUAACAGACAUUGUAUUUUGGUGUAUUAUUGUGCCCUUUUUGUCUGACGCACACGUUGGUCUGAACACGGUGAGAUUAAACUUUUUACAGUCAACAUUUCAUUUUGAUAAGAUUAUCCUCGACCCUUUGGAAGUUUACACAAUAUGACAUUUUGAAAACUUGAAAAGGUUUGUGUCCCCAUUUUGGCAGGCUAUCCAUGGCCUUAGUCUUCUUUUAUGCUUUAUUAACCAGCAUUCUCCUAUGUGACCUACUGCAACAAUGCAACUUAAGGAUGGUUUUUUAAAGGAAAUGAACUGCAUCUUGAAAUGCUUGUUGAAUGAUUUAUUCUGACCUUGUACUGACUGCUGAUGUACGUUGAUCUAUCAAUCAUUUCCUCUCCAGUUGUGGAUGCUGUGCAGAUAUAUGCUAUUUGUUUCUGUCUGAAACUCUAAAAUAAGUGGUGGAAGACUUGUACUGUGACCAUCAUUUGUUUUUUCUUCCUUGCAGUUAAUGGGUUGCAUGCACACUUUUAAUGCAUUUUUUCUUCUAGUGGAUACCUCCCUCAAUAGCAUGCCAUUCCCUUGGUUCCGGAUAGCAUAUUUUGUUCAGUGGAGCUGUUUGUACGUAGUUUUCCAGUGGAUAAUUCAUGCCUGCGGUGUUUCAUGGUGGCCGUACCCUUUCCUGGUGCUUGAUUCACCAUGGGCACCUCUAUGGUACUUUGUCUUGGCUGUCGUUCACAUUCCCUGUUACGGUAUAUAUGCACUGAUUGUAAAGGCCAAGAAUUCAAUUUUCCCCAGAUGGUUCCCUCAAGCGUUUGUGAGGUCUUACUAAACUGAUCUCUUGUACUUAACUCAAAAUCCCUUUACUUGGGAAAUGGCAUUGUUUUUGAUUGCAUGCUUUGUAUACGAGCGAGGGGAUGCUCUAUAAUCCUAUGAACUUGGAUAUUUACGAACAUGAAAUUGUUCUAUCAUUUGUACCACAAUCGAAUCAUGUGUUUCACAUGUUUCAAUAUUUGUUGUGUAGUCCAAGUAAAUCUCAUAUGCCCAAUAUCUCCAUUUCUUGUGGAUUUAUUUUACAUUGUAAAGUUAAAUAGGAAAAUGCUAUAAGU
Rubroshorea leprosula is the source of this 1801-nucleotide messenger RNA. Lineage: Eukaryota; Viridiplantae; Streptophyta; Magnoliopsida; Malvales; Dipterocarpaceae. The record is from the annotation of a GenBank genome assembly.